Molecule: messenger RNA, 1382 nt
Organism: Gracilinanus agilis (Agile Gracile Mouse Opossum)
Lineage: Eukaryota; Metazoa; Chordata; Mammalia; Didelphimorphia; Didelphidae
Gene: YIF1B
Product: Yip1 interacting factor homolog B, membrane trafficking protein
Exons: 8
Coding region: 71-1009 (312 amino acids)
Biological process (GO): endoplasmic reticulum to Golgi vesicle-mediated transport
Cellular component (GO): endoplasmic reticulum-Golgi intermediate compartment; Golgi membrane; COPII-coated ER to Golgi transport vesicle
Source: RefSeq, a predicted model, not a curated record
GGGCGCGGUACGGGGGCCGCGCGGUCCUUUUCGGCGUCCAUCGGGGCCGGCUCGGCUCUCCUGGUACGGGAUGCAGCCGGGGCCCGGCGGCGGCGCGGCCGCGGGGAACGCCCGGCACCGUAAGUGGCCCAUGAAGAGAAGGGUCCCCGUGGUGGAGCCCAGCUUGGCAGACCCUCACCAGCUCUUCCAUGACACGAGCUCUGCCCAUGGGCCAGGGAGCUAUCUGGCCCACCGGGCCCCCGGGGGCCUGGGCUACUCUUCCCCCUCUCAGCCAGGCUUCCUCAAUGACCCUGUGUCCAACAUGGCGGUCGCCUAUGGCAGCAGCCUGGCCGCUCAUGGCAAGGAGCUGGUGGACAAGAACAUCGACCGCUUCAUUCCCGUCACCAAGCUCAAGUAUUACUUUGCUGUGGACACCGUGUAUGUGGGGAAGAAACUGGGGCUCCUGGUGUUCCCCUAUCUGCACCAGGAUUGGGAGGUCCAGUACCAGCAGGACAUGCCAGUGGCCCCGAGGUUCGACAUCAACGCCCCCGACCUCUACAUUCCAGCCAUGGCUUUCAUCACCUACAUCCUGGUUGCUGGCCUAGCCCUGGGGACCCAGGACAGGUUCUCCCCUGACCUGCUGGGGCUGCAAGCCAGCUCGGCCCUGGCCUGGCUCACGGUGGAGGUGCUGGCCAUCCUGCUCAGCCUCUACCUGGUCACCGUCAACACUGACCUCACCACCAUCGACCUGCUAGCCUUCUCAGGGUACAAGUAUGUAGGGAUGAUUGGUGGAGUGGUGACGGGCCUGCUCUUCGGGAAGACGGGCUACUACAUGGUGCUCAGCUGGUGUUGCGUGGCCAUCUUCGUCUUCAUGAUCCGGACCCUUCGACUGAAAAUCCUAUCAGAAGUGGCGGCCGAAGGCGUCCUGGUGCGGGGGGCGCGGAACCAGCUGCGCAUGUACCUCACCAUGGCCAUCGCCGCGGCCCAGCCCCUCUUCAUGUACUGGCUCACCUUCCACCUGGUCAGAUGAGGGGCCCCCGGGCUCCCCCGUCCCCCGCUGCUCAGGGCCCAGAGCAGGGAUGGGAGAAGACUGGCCCGCCGACCCCAGAGAUGAAGAUGCAGGCGGGGAGCCCCGCUGGGAGGAGGCAGCCAUCCCUCUGCACUGAGCCGCACCGCCCGGCCCUUUGACUGGAACCGGCCCUCCUUCCCCACCGAGAUUCAUCUCCGAGUCCCUGCCUGUCACACUCGAGGCCGAGUCCCAGCCCUCUGCCCUGCGCCCCAUCUCCUCCCCUUCCCCGUCCCCUGAGGUGCUUCCACAUCUGUAACUGCACAGCAUGCUCCGAGCUGGGGCUGCCCAUGGGCGUCUGUUACUGGGAGAAAUAAACCCCCUGGGGGUGCUGCUG